Molecule: messenger RNA, 1278 nt
Organism: Ipomoea triloba (trilobed morning glory)
Lineage: Eukaryota; Viridiplantae; Streptophyta; Magnoliopsida; Solanales; Convolvulaceae
Product: zinc finger protein WIP2-like
Exons: 2
Coding region: 24-1076 (350 amino acids)
Biological process (GO): regulation of gene expression; anatomical structure development
Cellular component (GO): nucleus
Molecular function (GO): DNA-binding transcription factor activity
Source: RefSeq, a predicted model, not a curated record
CCUACUACCCUCACAUCAUCAUCAUGAGUGAUCCCUACACCAAUUAUUUCCAUGGCUGCUUCAAUAAUUUCAACCCUUUCCACCAUUACCCUCCUUCUUCCUCCUCCUCUCCUCCAUCAUCUUUUCAUUUCCCCCCAUCUUUCCCUCAAUAUCACCCCCCACCUUCUCCCCCUCUCAAACAAGCUCUCCCUCUCCUCAGUUUAAGCCCAACAAGGCCACAAGAUUCAUCAUCUUUCUCUGCCAUGGAAGUUGAUGGUAGUGCCAAGAAUCAAGAGGACAGCUUUGAGGGUGAUGAGGAAGAAGAGGAAAGUACUGUUAGUGUGGCUUUGCACUUGGGGCUCCCAGGAGAUGCUGAUCUCAUCUCAAGGCUUUCUGCUUAUUCAAACUCUGAAGAUAAUAAUAAUAAUAAGGGGGAAGAUCAAGAAGUAGUGACUGUGGUGGGUACUAAUCAUCAGUACUGGUGUUCAUCUUCAUCAUCUUCUUCUUCUUCAUCUUCUCCCUCUACAAGCACUCUCCACAAGGGCCAGUAUUGGAUCCCCACCCCUGCCCAGAUUUUGAUUGGCCCUACACAGUUCUCUUGCCCUCUUUGCUUCAAGACUUUCAAUAGAUACAAUAACAUGCAGAUGCAUAUGUGGGGCCACGGAUCGCAGUACCGGAAAGGGCCGGAGUCUCUCCGGGGAACGCAGCCGACGGCGAUGCUCCGGCUGCCGUGCUACUGCUGCGCGGCGGGGUGCCGGAACAACAUCGACCACCCCCGAGCCAAGCCGCUCAAGGAUUUCCGAACCCUCCAGACCCAUUACAAGCGGAAACACGGCAUCAAGCCGUUCAUGUGCCGGAAAUGCGGCAAAGCUUUCGCCGUGAGAGGCGACUGGCGAACCCACGAGAAGAACUGCGGCAAGCUCUGGUACUGCACCUGCGGCUCCGACUUCAAGCACAAGAGGUCCCUUAAAGACCACAUUAAGGCCUUCGGGAACGGCCACGCCGCCUACGGGAUCGAUUGCUUUGAUGAAGAAGAUGAGCCUGCGUCGGAAAUUGAGCAGGAUAACGAGCAUGAUGAUCAGAUUAAUCAGCCCUGAACCGUGAUCGCCGGCCGGCCCGUCGGCCUUCUUUUACUUAAUUUUCAUUGUCAACCCUAAAAAAAGUACAGUGGUUAAAAUUAAUGUUUAAUUUUAGUCUUUGGUGUCAUGGUGUGUGGGGAACUGAAGUAAAAUUAAGGAUGGAAUUCUACAUGAAUUAUUACCCAUAAUAUUUCAGAAAUUAUUUUUUUUUUUUUCAAGU